AAGACACGCAGCCAAAAUAUGUGUGUGUGUGUGUGUGUGUGUGUGUGUGUGUAUGUAUGUAUGUAACAGAGACCGACAGAGUCGCAGCCCAGUUCUCUUUCCAAAAGGGGGACGUCUCCUUUAAGGAGGGAGCCCUGGCUUACCCGGGGGGGGCGGGACACCCUGUGCAAAUAGAGACAGCUGCAGAAGCGGCUCGGGAGCGAUGCUCUUCUUCACUUUCUGCUCCAGCUCCCGCCGCUGCUGUUUCUCUUUCCCCACCUCCUCCUCUUCCUCCUCCUCUUCUUUCUCUUCCUCCUCCUCUUCCUUCUCCUCCUCCUCCUCCUCCACCAGCCUGCUCGAGAGCUUUUGUUUUCCGGCGCCGAGGAGAGAGCUGCUAUGUCCGGAAAGUUCCCAGAGGGAUCGGCUCAGGCCACGCUGCUUGGGCUCUGCUGGGAUUCUCCGGGCUUUGUCCUUUGUCCGAGCAGAGGAAGUAAACAUUUUGCUAAAAAUACUUCCAUCUGAGGAUAGGAAUAAAGACUGGACUUCAUGAUUUUCCUGGUGCAGAGAACUCCUGGAUGUUUAGAUGGACUGCUGUGGAUGAUGGAAUGCCUCUGCUUCCAAGCGUGUGUUUCCCAGCUGGCCAGAUGGGAUAUGCUGAUCCAUGGUGAAAUGUUCCAAGGACCCCUAUGUCUUGGGUUGGACAUUCCAGCCUUCUGAAUCCAAUCAUGGUCUUCUCGGCAGUGCUGACAGCUGCCCGUCCUGGGACAGCAAAUACAACUUUUGUAAUCUAUGAAAAUGCCUAUAUUAAUUUUACUACACCUCAGUCUAUCCUUCAUGAUUCACCCCUGAGGCAUGGUGCUGAUACCAUGGCCACAACUGAGGUCAGUUCUUUGACAGUGAACAGUACAUCAGCCUCUUCAACGUCAGAAGCUUUUAAGAGCCUAAGCUUGCCUCUGCAGAUCAUUCUUUCUGCCGUAAUGAUAUUUAUUUUGCUGGUUUCUUUUCUUGGGAACUUUGUUGUCUGCCUUAUGGUCUACCAGAAGGCUGCCAUGCGUUCUGCAAUUAACAUCCUUCUUGCCAGCUUGGCAUUUGCAGACAUGUUGCUUGCAGUGCUGAAUAUGCCCUUUGCCCUGGUGACUAUCCUCACGACUCAAUGGAUUUUUGGGAAAGUCUUCUGCAGGGUGUCAGCUAUGUUUUUUUGGCUCUUUGUUAUUGAGGGAGUUGCUAUCCUGCUCAUUAUCAGCAUUGACAGAUUCCUGAUUAUAGUCCAGAGGCAGGAUAAGCUGAACCCAUACCGCGCCAAGAUGCUCAUUGCUGUUUCUUGGGCCACUUCCUUUUGUGUGGCAUUCCCUUUGGCUGUGGGCAACCCAGAGCUGCAGAUACCUUCCAGAGCCCCUCAGUGUGUGUUUGGCUAUACCACCAACCCUGGCUACCAGGCCUAUGUCAUACUGGUGGUCCUCAUUUCUUUCUUUAUUCCUUUCCUGAUGAUGCUGUAUUCUUUUAUGGGCAUCCUCAAUACUGUUCGGCACAAUGCAGUACGAAUUCAUAGCUAUCCUGAGGGCAUAUGCCUCAGUCAAGCCAGCAAGCUGGGCCUCAUGAGUCUGCAGCGUCCCUUCCAGAUGAGCAUUGAUAUGAGCUUUAAGACACGUGCCUUCACCACUAUCUUGAUUCUCUUUGUUGUCUUCAUCAUCUGCUGGGCCCCGUUCACUACCUACAGCCUUGUGGCAACAUUUAACAGCCACUUCUACUACAAGCACAACUUCUUUGAGAUCAGCACCUGGCUACUCUGGCUCUGCUACCUCAAAUCUGCUUUGAACCCACUGAUUUACUACUGGAGAAUCAAGAAAUUUCAUGAUGCCUGCUUAGACUUAAUGCCCAAGUCCUUCAAGUUUUUGCCACAGCUCCCAGGCCACACAAAACGACGCAUUCGCCCCAGUGCUGUCUACGUGUGUGCAGAGCACCGAACAGUAGUGUGAAACAAAAACAAUUUGCAUGUUUACACAUGGGUGGUUGUUUUUCCACCUUCUGACUGAUUUUUAAAAAAAUAUGGCUUACACAUACAUACACACAUACAUAUACACAUGCACAUAUGUAUGUGUAUGUAUAUAUAUUCAUUCAUAUAUUGGUAUACAUGAGUAUAUUGGAGUGUGUGCGUGUGGAUGGGUGUGUAUGUACAAAUUGAGAGAAAUUAUUUAUUGGUUGUAUUGUUUGCUACCAGGGAUGUCUAAUAGUGAAGCAAUGAUAGGUGUUACCUUUAGGAUUCACGGGAAGCUCACACUUUGGGGGAAAAAGUUGUGGGUUCUUUUAUUUUUUAUUUUUUAUUUUUUAUUUUUUUUGGCUCUUACAACAUGGAUCAGGUUUGUGCUCAGUAUUCAUUGAGUCUCUACUUUGCAUUAAAAUGUAGGUGUGUUGUUUCAUUGUAUGCUGCUAAGGUAUUCUUAAUUGAGUUUUGCUUGUUUUCCCCCCCUAAGAAGACUGCUGCUUUUUUGCCAUUGCAUUGGAGCCAAAAACCUUGCAUUCCUCAGUGGAAAAAUGUCAACUAUUUAAUUAUUAUCAUUAAAAAUAACAACUAAGUUGUUAUUAAUGAUAAUAAUAAAAUACUAGGGGUUGUGACAUUUGAAAAGUCAUUAAUAUUUACUUUGGUGCACUUUAUGAAACAGUUAUAAACUGCAAUUCAUCUGAUGUUUUGGGCCACACAUUUUUCAGUUAUUUUUACAUGUGGCUCAUUUUAUUUCAAUCUAGUGUGUUAGUAAAAAAUAUGUUCUUCUAGGCAUAUAGAUUUAAAAAUAUCUUUCCUCUUCAUUCCUAGUUUUAUUGGCUGAAACUAUUAAAGGUUAUUAAACUAAGCAGUAUUUUUGUUAUAGUAGUGGUCAAAAGGGCAGAACCAAGGCAGUGGAAAGCCAAAGGUUCAUAUCUAUAUUAAAUAGGCAUGGGGAUAGGGACUGAGCCUAUUUUUUUUAGUAUAGAGAAAUCUUGGAUGAGGAAAUUACCUCUCCCAGUGCAAGUUUAUACCUUCACUUCAACAUAUAACCUUAGAGAGUUGCUUAGAGCACCAAGAGGUUAAAUGAUUUGCCAAGGGUUCUCCAGCCACUAGGUGUCAGAGUCAAGAAGUUGAACUCUUUUGGCUGGAAAGCCAGAUCUCUAGCCACUGCACCAUGCUGUCUGUAUAAAAUAGGAAAUGGUAAUCAAGGAGGAGAAAGUUGUCUUAGGUCAUAAGUGUUACACUUAGUGACUAAAGAACUGUUUAUUCUAUUCGGGUACAGGGUAUGUUACAUUUAGUAACCAAGGAAUUGAAGAAGGUUCAGAGCUGUCUUAGCCUUUUGUAGGUCAGAACUUGUAUAUGGGCAUGGGGUAUAGAACUGUAGGAUUGAUCAUGCACUGAAGAUUAGAAAUAAAGCUACAUGCAAAGCUAAGGGAAACCUCAAGUUCACAAGAUGAUUUAUUGACUGAAAAGAUCAACAGUUGGUAACAUUUCCAAUGCCUUUUGUACAAACCCUCAUGUUCAAGGAUCUUGCUGGAACUUCCUUCCAGGCCUGCCCACAGAUGUGGGUUGGGGCAAUGUAUCAGCUGUGUUCAUGCUAACUCCUAGCAAAUCCAGGAUUUAGGGACAUAGGCAUUUCUGAAUUGAAAAUCCCCUUCUAGUAAGUUAGAAUGGAAUAGAUUAAGAAACCAGAACAACACCCACUACAGUAGGUCAGGUACUUGACUUGUUUUUUUUUCUAGUAGUAGUGAUAAAUCCACAUUGGGCCACCACAACUGCCUUUUCUCCAUUUGCUUUUUGGUUCUUAAAAACAUACUGGGUUUCUCCAUCUUGACUAGGCUGAAAAUGCAGAGAUUACUCAUAGGCCUGAUUCCACUCCUGAUCAGCAUGGGAGCUUUGACCUGUUCCAUUUCUGUUCUACAACCUCUUUAGGUAACCUGUUGAAACCUUUGCUAUUGGGGCUUUCCAUAUUUAUGACAAACUUAAUGCAGAUACCCAGGUGUCAUAGCCUACUAUAGCUUAGAACUUCUGAGCUCAAGGGAUCCUGUGCUCUCAGCCUGUCUAUGGCUGGGAUGACAGGUUCUUAUUGACUCUUGCUGGGAAUUAGCAUGUGUACAAAACCUCCAGAUAGGAUGAGACAAGGGAAAUAAAAGAGCAGAUUUAGUUGGUCCAUAAGGACUUCUCUGCUCUAACCAAAUUGAAGUGAUAACUCUUAAUAUUUCUGUCUAUAGUAUCAUCACCCACAGCCCCCUCCAUAGCACAAGCGUUUCAAUGAUUUCAAGGUAUUAAUCAUCUUUAAUAGCUCAAAAGAAGACUGCAGAAAUGGACAUAGGUAUUUGAGUAAUCCAAAUCAAAGAAUGUAAUGACAUUGCUCCCCAGUAUUUCCUUGAACUUUUUACUUCUUCAUCUCUUCCUCAAUAGUGGUAUAGUGCCUGUCACCAUCUGAGGAUCUGUGGAUUUGGAGGGUUAAAGGAAAUAUGAAAACCCAGGUGCUCUGAUUUUAAGGUAUCCAUCCAGUAUCUAAUUGGAGGCUUUUGUAGCGUUGUAUAGAUCCACAUGUUGGGUUGGGCCCAUUUUCCUUUGACAGUCACCUAUAUCUUUAAUUUUUGAAAAAUUGAUAUUGGUUAUUAAUUCCUAAAUUCUCAUUCACAAGUAAAAUGAUUAGUUGCUAACAUUAGUUUGACAGUAUUCACCGAGGAAAGAUGAAUUUACUGAACCAUUCCACCAAUCCCUGGUAUUCCUCCUUAUGAUGUCAGUAGGGGUCUCAUAAGAAAGUUUUGACGCUAUCAAUAUUUUCCCCUCUAAAAUAUGAAAUAAUGGAUUAUGUGGCAGUAGCAUUUGUGUGAUAAAUUUUAGGAAUUUUUCCCAUCUUUUUAUUCCUGAGGUGAUUAUCACCCUUAUUCCCAAGGCCAGCAUUUGUGGAUUUUGUUAAUAUAUUUCAAGUUCAGAACUACCGUGUAGCCAAAUUAAUUUAGUGAAUGUUUGCUUAAGUAAAAUAUAAACACUAUAGUCUACAUGUGUUGUUCACCUUUAACCAGUUUUUCACUAACUGGAUUAUAAAAACAUGUAUUAAAGAGGUAUAAAAGAAGAGAGAAUAAGUCUUUAAGGCUAAUAAUCAGUAUAAUCUGCAUUCUCCAACAUGGUGGUUUUAAUUCAGGGAGUGUUUUUGUUUUAAAAUAUCUGUCAGGCAGUUGUAAUUUUAUCUUUUUAUUUUUUUGUUGGACACCACUGAGUAUGCUACUAAUGUUUACUACCACUCAUAGGAUCUAGAACUGGUUUUUAAAUGGCUCUAGAAGAUAAAAAGUCCAUGUUGCAAACGAAACAGAAUUCUUUCUUUGGGGAAUUAUGUCCUUCUCUUCUAUCCUCACCUUUUAGAAAUCACAACCAUAAGAUGCCCAAUUCUCAUUUUUGUUUGUUUGUUUUUUGGACUAAUGCAUGCCCCUGUUUUGGGAAUGAGGAGUGAGACUGACAUUAGCUUCUAAUACAUAUGGUGAAUAAAACCCACAUGCUUAUUAUGCCUUAUUUGUUGAUACUUGUCUUAGACAAAGCCCUUGGCUAUAUAUCAGGUUUCCCUUGCCUACUUCCAAAUUAUUGGAGGAACAGUAAGUGAUUUGAAAUUUAAAAGUCAUUUUUAAGAGUUUAAUUGAAGAUAAAUAUCUGUUUUUUUUUCUUUCUUCCUUCAGAAUUAUCAUUCGUUAUUAACUCAUUCUGUGUGGCUUCUCGGGAAGUGUAUGAAAAAGGAAGGUUGAUGUGAACUCGAUUUCUAUUGCUAUGCUAUUCUAGUCAUGUUCUAUCAAAGCAUGAGUUAAAAUGAACUUCAGUCAUAACUUUUAAUCUAUAUAAAUCUAUUGCCAAUGGUAGUCUUUUGUAAAAAGCUAGUAAUAUUGUUGAUAAUAAUAAUUGAGCUUUGUUUUGGCUGUUUACAGUUUACAGGAAAAUAUUUAUGUAUAUAUCCAAGAGAAUUGUACUUAUCAACUUAUCUUCCUUGCCUGACAUUUUCAUACUACUGUGAUUUUGAGUCUAUAUGUGAAGAACUGCUGGAUUACAACUUAUUCUCAUAAGAAUUUUACAAUCAUAAUUCUGCACUUUUAACUUCUCUGGAAACUCCCAUUUUGUAACAAUAAAGCAGACCUUCAGAGCACAUGUUUCUUACUGUAGAUAAAAUAAUGACACAUUUCCUAGAUGUCUGUCCAUCUCUGUUAGAGCCAGUUCUUUGUAAUGAAGUGAGAUUUCCUUUCCAGCUGAAACUCACUUUUGUGGAAAAGCUUGAAUUUUGGUUUUAAAGUUUGAAUCUUAUACAAAUGGUUGUUCUGUGCAUAUUCUUAUCUUAAUUGUGGAGAUGACCCCAACCAAAAAAAUAAAUGUUUAACUUUUUAUUUUUAUUCUUAAGAGUGAGAAUUUUUUU
Messenger RNA from Dromiciops gliroides (monito del monte), 6365 nucleotides. RefSeq names its product G protein-coupled receptor 63 (gene GPR63). Gene Ontology annotation, cellular component: membrane. The record is from RefSeq and is a predicted model, not a curated record. NCBI's taxonomy places the organism in Eukaryota, Metazoa, Chordata, Mammalia, Microbiotheria, Microbiotheriidae. Bases 666 to 1955 code for a protein of 429 amino acids. The transcript is spliced from 3 exons. Gene Ontology annotation, biological process: G protein-coupled receptor signaling pathway. Gene Ontology annotation, molecular function: G protein-coupled receptor activity.